AUUCGAUUAAUCCCACCUCUGCGCCAGCUGACUUUGCGCGAGUAUAACUGGUUGCCUACCGUAAACGUCAUUUUACGACAGACUCCAGUAACCAUGGCAACCAAACAAAUCGUCAUUCUUCGUCUCUUUCAAAUCAAACGAACUCGAAAUGGCGCUUCGUUGUCCAGAUUUACCAUUUUUACCCGGAUAUACAUUUAAUUCAAUGCUCGGCAGGACCCGGUUCAACAUGGACCCCAAAUUCGAUUUCAUAGGCGAUGGGGUCCCUGCACUCAUCGAGAAGGUCAAGCCCAACAUGUUCGGCGCCCUUUCGGAUAAAUACCCGUCGAUUUAUCCAAGGGGCGAAGUUGCGGAAGUCCCCAGCUGGAUAGCCUUCGACAAACAGAUCUUGUGUUUCGACGCCUUCUUCAAAGAAACCCUCCAGGAAGUUCGCGGCGCUCCGUACAACGUCCGCCAAGUCAAAAUCUACCUAUUCCUAGAAGACGGGACGAUCCAAGUGACCGAGCCCAAAGUAGAGAACAGCGGGAUCGCGCAAGGGACUCUCAUCUGCCGCCACCGCAUUCGCUUCCCCGCCCCCAUGGACGACAACUUCUACGAGAUGAUCGAUUUGAACUUGGGCAAAGAGGUGGAGUUCUACGGACGCGUAUUUAAAAUCACCAACUGCGACAAAUUCACCCGGAAUUUCUUGAACCGUUGCGGAAUUGCCGUUCCCGAUCCCUUAAACACGCCCAGCGAUCCUUACAACGACUUGCGUGGCCAAGAGUGCUCGAAUGUGAAGCACAAAAUGAAGAAACGCGAAGACUCCCUCGGGAAGUUCCUGGCCAACGACCGGAAGGUCCUGCGGUUCUACGGUUACUGGGACGACCAGGAAACCGUGUACGGGUACUUGCACCGGCUCGAAAUACUGUACUACUUGGCGGACGACACGAUCGAGAUCCGCGAAGUGAGGGAGGAUUGCGGCAAAACGUCGAUUUCUAUGUUCUUGCAUAGGGAUAAGAUCCCGAAGACGUUCAACGGGUUGCCGAUGCCGGGGGCUAACUGUACCUCCACGGUUUUGAACGUGUUGGGGCCGGGCUUGCAGGGGGGGAGAUUCAUCGAGGAUCCUAUAUCCUGCGGGGUGGAAGUCAUCGAGUACUACUGCGAAAAGGACUUGUUCAUAGGGAGCGUCAUCAAUUGCUAUGGGAGAAAGCUGGUGCUAACCGACUGCGACCCCUACACCAGGGAAUAUUACAGGAGUAAGUACGGGCUGAACAGUCUCGACGCCAUUGCAUUACCUGAAGACAAGCACGCGGCGUUGAAAGUGGAGAUGAAGGAACGCGAAUUACCUCCUUGGAAUGGGUACGGAUCGUACGAAGACUCGGCCCAGAACUGCAUAACCGUGGAGCCGAAGGCUCCACAUCGCGACUUCAAGAAGUUCUUGAACCUCGACAGAGUUGGUUUGGAUAGCCACAUACUCCGGUUCCGGGCGUUCAUGAUUUCGAAAAUACCCGAGAACUGCACGAGGCAUUUCAUUGUCAGCUUCUAUCUAGCCGACGAUUCCAUCGCCGUGUUUGAACGAGGCAUUCGAAAUUCGGGUUUCGACACCAAGACGUUCUUCGCGAGGAAGCCGAUGGCGCUACCGGGUCAGGAAGUGUUUACCAGUAAACCUCCGGUUACUUACACUUCGCAACAUAUGUACAUCGGUGCCAUCAUCAUUGUUAACAGUUUUGUGUUUGAGUUGGUGGCCGCUGACGAAUAUGCGCUUAGAUACAUGGAAAUACACGACUAUCAGUACCCAAAAGCCAACAUUAAAGUGAUUAUGGGUAAAAUUCGGGAUAAGCUACGACCGACCUACAAGGAUUUUGUCGCAGAAAACAUGCCCAAGGACGGACAAUCCACCAUCCCCUACGACACUUUACGGGAGAAGCUCAUCGGGAUACUCGGGGAUGAUUUCACCGAGCACGAAAUGAUCACGAUUUCUCGAGCCUUCCCUGGCGACGUCUUCGACAAAAUUAAAUACAACCGGGAGCAAAUUCGAGCGAUUACUUUAACGGAGCUCAAGAAAGGUCUCUGGGACGACGUGACGAGACUCAGAGAGUACUUCUGGAUGAGGGACCCCGAAAGAAGAGGACUUUUGCCAAAGGACGUGUGUUACGUAGUACUGCGGGCAUGCAGAUUACCUUUGCAAAAAGAACUCGUGGAGAAAAUUCUCGAAGUGAUACAGAAAGACGAACAAUCUAACUUAUACUACGAAGACAUUCUAAAUUUCGUUAAUAGGGAAAUUUGCCGACUGGCGGACGUGGAGCCCGUCAACAUUAAACACGAUUUAAGCUGCAUCAAAGACAUCGAGUACGUCCCGUACCGUUUCAUCGACUGGUGUGGCUUCAACAACUUCCUCGCCUUAGAAGACACCUUCAAGCAACAAGGCCCCAACACAAUCAGAAUUCAACAAUAAAUCAUAAAACAUA
This is a messenger RNA of Zophobas morio, 2444 nucleotides long. RefSeq names its product EF-hand domain-containing family member C2-like. The coding region runs from base 149 to 2431 and encodes 760 amino acids. Gene Ontology annotation, biological process: mitotic cytokinesis; regulation of neuron projection development; cilium-dependent cell motility. The transcript has 9 exons. Gene Ontology annotation, molecular function: alpha-tubulin binding. Lineage: Eukaryota; Metazoa; Arthropoda; Insecta; Coleoptera; Tenebrionidae. The record is from RefSeq and is a predicted model, not a curated record. Gene Ontology annotation, cellular component: mitotic spindle; axoneme; microtubule.